UUCAUCUCAAAAUUACGAAAAGUUUCUGCAUAGAAAACGACUUUUGAUUAAAUUUUGGAGUCAUGAGGUGUGCUACAUCGUUUGUAGUUUUGUGUAUUCUCAUGUUCCUUGUGUUAAACAAUGUUAAAGUAGAUGUGAAAGCACAACGACGGAAACCUCUGUGUAAAAUGACUGGUCUUCUAACCCCUGGAAAAUGCCCCAUAACUAUCCAUGAUGCAAGCAACUUGUGUAAUCGCCAAUUGGCGUCGCCUGAUAGGACAUUUAAGCGUUGCGACUGUCAAAACACUAUUAAAUGGCGAGGGAAAGACCACUAUCAAUGCACAUGUUAUCUGAGACUCCCUUGCAACGAAUAGUUCAAAUACCAAAAUGCACUUUCUCAAAAUAAGAGAUAAGGGCCGUGAGCAUUUGUAUGUUAUAUGAUUGACAAUAUAUAUCAAUCCAUUUUGUUAUUUCUUUUUUUUUCAAAUUUAGUUACUUUUGUAUUCAAAUAGAAUGAAGAGUGAUGAUUCUACUUGUUUCGAUUGUAAGGGGUGACGUUUUUGGGUUUA
Messenger RNA from Arabidopsis lyrata subsp. lyrata, 548 nucleotides. RefSeq names its product putative defensin-like protein 252. The transcript has 2 exons. Lineage: Eukaryota; Viridiplantae; Streptophyta; Magnoliopsida; Brassicales; Brassicaceae. Bases 63 to 353 code for a protein of 96 amino acids. The record is from RefSeq and is a predicted model, not a curated record.